Molecule: messenger RNA, 2407 nt
Organism: Mytilinidion resinicola
Lineage: Eukaryota; Fungi; Ascomycota; Dothideomycetes; Mytilinidiales; Mytilinidiaceae
Product: glycyl-tRNA synthetase
Exons: 3
Coding region: 1-1989 (662 amino acids)
Biological process (GO): mitochondrial glycyl-tRNA aminoacylation
Cellular component (GO): cytoplasm; mitochondrion
Molecular function (GO): ATP binding; glycine-tRNA ligase activity
Source: RefSeq, a predicted model, not a curated record
AUGCCCGACACAACCACCCUCACUAGCCUCCCUUUCGACCGCACACCCUUCGAAUCCCUCCUCAAACGCCGCGUCUUCUUCACCGAAUCCUUCGAGAUCUACCGCAAAGCAACUAAUUUCAACGGCGACAACAAGGGCCUAUACGACUAUGGCCCUCCAGGCUGUGCGUUACAAGCCAACAUCGUAGACGCUUGGCGGAAGCACUUCGUCCUCGAAGAAGACAUGCUCGAGCUGGACUGUACGAUGCUGACUCCCGAAGAGGUUUUCAAGACGAGCGGCCAUGUGGAGAAGUUUGCGGACUGGAUGUGCAAGGAUCCGAUUACAGGUGAUUAUCUGAGGGCGGAUCAUCUGGUUGAGAGUGUGUUGGAGGGGAGGCUAGAUGGGGAUAGACGAGCACGGAGUCUUGCUAUUGAGAAAGAGGAGAAAGCUGGCAGCGACUCCAAGAAGAACAAGCUGAAGGCUAAGGAUGUCGAGGCGAUGCGGUUGGAUGACCCAACAAAGCAGGAGUAUGAAGAAAUAUUAGCCAAGAUCGAUAAUUACGACGGCCCCGAACUUGGCGAGCUGAUCAAGCGGUUAAACAUCCGCAACCCCAACAGCAACAACCCCGUCCUCCCCCCCAUCCCCUUCAACCUCAUGUUCAAGACCUCCAUUGGUCCUAGCGCUGCGGCUUCCGCCUACCUCCGUCCCGAAACCGCCCAAAGCCAAUUCGUAAACUUCCGCAAACUCCUCGAGUACAACCAGAACCAGAUGCCCUUCGCAUCCGCAAGCAUCGGGAAAGCAUUCCGCAACGAAAUCGCGCCGCGCUCCGGCUUACUUCGAGUUCGAGAGUUUCUGCUAGCGGAGAUCGAGCACUUCGUUGAUCCAGACGGUGGGAAGAAGCAUGAAAAGUUCGAGGAAGUGCGGGAGGUGGAGCUGAGGUUGUUGGACCGGGAGACGCAGUUGGCUGGGCAAACCGACCUUCGCAUUAUGAUGAUUGGUGAGGCUGUAAAGCAACGCAUCGUGGAUAACGAGACGCUCGGGUACUUCUUAGCACGUGUUAGACUGUUUCUUCAGAAGCUGGGCGUAAGCAUGGAGAAGUUGAGGUUUCGGCAGCAUCUUGCCAACGAAAUGGCGCACUACGCUACCGACUGCUGGGACGCGGAGCUGCUGACUUCGUAUGGCUGGAUCGAGUGCGUUGGGUGUGCAGAUCGUAGUGUGUACGACCUGACCGUCCACGCAAAGCGGACCGGAGAGGCGCUGGUAGUUCGCGAGCCUCUCGCAGAACCACUGGAAGUCGAGGAGUGGCAGGCCAUGCUGGACAAGAAGAAGCUUGGGCCGAAAUUUCGGAAAGACGCAAAAACCAUUGAAGACGCUAUCGCAGCGCUAUCGCAAACCGCUCUCGAGUCUGCUGCCGCUACCCUCGAAAAAGAAGAGAAAAUCACACUCCGUCUAUCAGACAGCCACUCAGACAUUACCCUCAGUACCGACCUCAUUACCAUCUCUCAAGUCACACGGCUCGAGCACACCCGCGAAUACACCCCCAACGUCAUCGAACCCUCCUUCGGCAUCGGGCGCAUCCUAUACAGCUUGCUCGAACACGUUUACUGGCAUCGCGAAGGCGAUGUCGCGCGUGGUGUCCUCUCCCUCCCUCCCUCCAUCGCCCCCACAAAGGUCCUCCUCGUCCCCCUCUCCGCCCAACCCGCCUUCCUCCCCAUCCUGCGCACUCUUUCCCGGAAACUCCGCGCGCUGGGCAUCUCCAGCCGCAUUGAUGAUAGCUCCGCGACGAUCGGAAAGCGGUACUCGCGCAAUGACGAGCUUGGGACGCCGUUUGGCGUCACGGUAGACUUUGAGUCUGUGAAAGACGGGAGCGUGACGUUGAGGGAGAGAGAUGGUAUGAGACAGGUGCGGUCGUCGCAGGAGGGGGUUGUGGAAGCGAUUGUGAGGCUGGUUGCAGGUUUGGAGACGUGGGAGGAUGUUGAGAGCAGGUUGCCGGCGUUUGGGGUGGAGUGAGUGAAGAAAAUGCUUCCUAUUGACGUAUUGAGGGCGACAUUCGAGGUCCUUCAACGGGCGAUUAAGUUUCGGACGAGAUGUCAAAUCCUGUAGACCGCGAAUUAGGCCGACCUGCUGGCGACCUUCUAACGUUCUAAUUGGCUUAAUGAUCAAUUCGCCGUCCUGUCAUUAGACUAGCAGGCCAAACUAGCUAGGUCAAGGAGCCGGCUCCGUACUCGCUCAUGAGACCAAUCUAAACUAAUGAUAUUCUCAGCAAGCCUCAGAACGAAGUCAAUAAGGUUUGAUCUCUAUUUAGAUGUCGCUAGAAAACUAGAGGUACUUUGAGAUGAUAACUUCCAAGAGCAGGUGUAUAAUCAGAAGAAAAGGAGGUUAGAGCGUAGCAUAAAAUUAUACAUAGCAACGAUUACAACUCUGCAUC